AUGGUGCAUGCUUCAGCUCCCACCUUGUGCUGUGGGAACCUUAGUUGGGUGGGUGAUGCUUUUCUGAGCACUCCCGCUCCGAUGCCUGGUGCGUCUGCGUUGUCUGCUCACAUCUCAGGCGCCCGGAUGAGACGCUCCCCGUGCGGCAGUGCCUUUGCAUUGGCGGUCGUCACAGGUCUUCUGCAUCUCGAAGCGGCUGCAUACACCCCGCUUGUUUCACCAGGGACCGGAGUACCACAUUAUCUUGGAGUGCCAGCGGGGAAGCUGCUGCGAAAGCACCAGCCACCUCGUGUCCUGGAUCACCGACAGAAACACGCAGUUGCCAUCGAUGGCCAUGCGAACCUAGUGGACGUGGGCAGGAGUUUCAACCUCGGUCGGCCAGAAUCAUUGGCCGCACAGGAGCCAGAAGCCGAAGCGGCUGCAGCAGAAGCUCCCGCGGAAGAAGCUCCUGCGGAAGAAGCUCCCGCUGAAGAGGGCGCAGAAGCCGCUUCUGGUGAGGGCGAGGCCGCAACGGAAACUGCGGCGGAGGAGGGUGCAGAAGCCUCUACUGACGCCACGGAGGGUGCAGCGGCUGGAGGUUCAGAAGGUGCAAAGGACGCAGCAGAGGGCACGGCGGAGGGUGCAUCGGCAGCUGCAGCCGAGGGUGGGGCGAGUGAAGCUGCUACUGAGGCCACCGCCGAGGGCUCGGUUGCAGCAAGCGCGGAGGGUGCGACAGCUGGCGCCGCUGCAACCCCUGCAGCGGCUGCUGUAGCCGGUGCCGUCGUGGAGGGCAGUGUCGCUGGCACAACCGGCGCAGCCACCACUGCAGCAGCAACCACAGUAGCAGCCGUAGCGGCUGCAGCAACAACAGCAGUUCCCACUACGGUGGCUUUGGCAGCAGGUAAGGCGCAGCACCACAAGGUCAAAGCUGUCGCUCCUGCCGCAAAGGGAACGGGUGCUGCAAAGGGCACAAAGGCAGCGACCAGCAAUGGUACUCCAGGAGCCGGCUUGCCGUGGAAGGGCAUCAUUCUGGUGCUUUCCAUCGUCGCUCUGGUCGUCUUCCUCGGACCUAAGCUCUAUGAGAUGGCAACAGCGAAGCCACCCCUUCCCGGCCGCCUCAACGAGAUCAAGAGCGAGCCAUCGGAUCAGCAGGUCUGGGCUUCCUCGAAAGCUCGCCAAACCUACAGGAAAUCCGUGCUUGCUGCCCAGUCCAACAAGAGCAGCAGUGACAGUGAGGAUGCUGCUGCAAAGCCAGCUCCGCGUGGGAGCGCUGGAAGCGGUGGCAGCCGAGCGGAGGUCGCCAAGGGUUCCGCGGCCGCGUCACCGAAGGAGGCCAAGGAGGCCAAGGAGGGCGGCAAGGAGGCCAAGGACGCCGGUGGCACCGCAUCCCGGGAAGAGGCCCCGAGAGCUUCCACCAGCAGCCGCCAGCGCUCUCCAUCGGCUUCCUCGGGCUCGUAUCGUGCAAGGCGAACAGCUGCCAACAAAUCCUCCGGGAACUGGCCGGGACUUCGAUGCAGAAACACGGAGGAUUCUCCAUAUCGAUGCCUGAUGGAGGUCGAGCAGAGACACCUUGCUGCAGCGAGGAAGGAUCCAGCAACCGGGCUGCCGAUUUGCGGCACCUGUGCCCGUUUGGGGCACCCGCUCUGCGGCCUCAGGUACUGGAUCACGUUGCGAGCAGCCUGGCUCAGGUUGCCUGAGGAGCUCGUGGCGGAAGAGCCUCACAGUUUCGAGGAUCCUGGCUCUGUGCAGAUCGCCAGGCAAGCACAGAUAGGCUUCGUGCGGGAGAUCAGUGAGGGCGAAGCAGAAGAUCUUGAGGACUGCCUGGAUGCCAUUCAAAGGCCGUUCCCGCUGCUGCGGAGGCCUAUUCCUUUAUCGCAGGCCGGUACUUGCAGAAAGAGGAGCUUUCUUGCUGCGGGUGGGGGGAGAGCAAUUAAGAUAAGCAUGUGGCUGCAACAUGCCUUGUCCUAUCCCUGA
This is a messenger RNA of Symbiodinium sp. CCMP2456, 1953 nucleotides long. NCBI's taxonomy places the organism in Eukaryota, Dinophyceae, Suessiales, Symbiodiniaceae. The record is from the annotation of a GenBank genome assembly.